CCCAUCUCCUGGUCUGAUUGUCUGACAUCUGGCUGCACAAGACCCAGUCCCCAGUGGCUUCUUCCUCUGAAUGAAAAGCAGGUUUAUUUACUGGAGUUUUCUUGGCUCAGGUUAAAGGAUCAUUACCUUUUCUGGAUGAUAUGAAUUCACUGGAAUGAUAUUGGGUAUGCUCCUCUCCUCCCCUAACCCUGCACGCUGGCUACUAUUAGAAACAGUUUAUACAGAGCAACACCAAAGGGAUCCAGAUAUCUCUAUCCACAAGCCAAGCAUGCAGAGUAUUCAGCAACUCCAACAAUGAACAUUUGAAUUUGGUGACCCAUUCCCAGGUCUCCUCUAGCAACUCUUCAAUGGACCUCUGUCUGCUGUAGCAUGGGGCCACUCCACCUCCCCACAAAGCUGCUUUUACACUUUGCCCUUCUGAGCCUUGCUGAAUUUGCCGAGUUUACCAAGCCUUCAAAUCAUAGAAGUGACCUACAGGAGCCUUACUCAGGAGCCACAUAUACCAAUGCAACCAGUGGCUGCAAUAUCCAAAACCAGAAAGUAAAUCCUGUGCACCAUCAUCUCCAGCAAACCAGCUUUGUUUGGACAACGUAUGCAAAGGACGAGCAAUUUGGUAUUUUCAGAUUCGGCAUUAGAAUCAGCAAAAAUGGCAGACAGGUGGGCAAGACUGUAAGGGACACAAUAAUUCCUGCUGUACAAGUCAGAGGUAACGAGCAGGUAAAUGUGACAGUGGCUGCAGAGACCAACCAGACCGAGACCUCCCUGAUGAUCAUCUCAUGCCAGCUUGUUAAUCAGCAGAGUGGAACAAGGACCUUUUUCAUCCAUAAUGGAUGCCUUGAUGAUAAUAUCGCAGAAGAAGUAAGAAGAGAAGACAGUGAAGUCAUAUUCAGCUUGCGUCUCUCUGGUGUACAUCUAUCUAGUGGCACCUCAUCAGUACUGAUCACCUGUGAAGUAAAGCUGUGCCAGAGCACCAAUGAAUCACAACCCUGUCUCUCUAAAUGUCCUUUAACACAGCUGGUAAAAGAGCCAUUCAUCUCAGUGCGGGAGACAGGAAUUUACCAUGUCACUACAAAACUCAUCUAUGCAGCCAAGGAAUUAAGGCGAGCUGCUACCAAUUACACAGCAGUAGUUGUUGGACUCGUCCUUGGAGGCACCGUUGUGGCAGUGGUGGUGCUGCUGGUGAGAAAAUCAUUUUCUGGAGUUCGCCAUCGGAAUGCCACUGUGGAUCUCUAACCAAGGCACUUAACUUCUACAAGGAAUAGUGAUGAGUGACAUUUUUCUCCAGGUUUCCCUGUGAAAAAAAUGGCCAUAGACUCAUAACUGCAAAGCAAAAGGUUCACAGUAGCCGGGAAAAAACACCCAUUGACAUUGACGUUUCACAGAUUUUUGCCGUUUCUCAAAUUUUUCGGUCAAGCAACCGGGACAAAUUCCCUCAUCACUAAUAUGGAUCAUGUUACUUCUCCACAAGACAGAGCUCCUUACACAUUACAGAACCAUUGUUAAUGCAGGAUUUAUUAUGCUAUUACCCUUAUUUCUUAACAGUACCUGUUUUAUUGCCCUGAUACUACCAGUCAUUUACCCGAGGACAGAAAAAACUCAUCAUGUAAACAAUAUUAUGCCGGUGAGCUGUUCUAAACUUCAAAUGGACUGCAACCUAUUUUCCACUGGGAAAUGUAUUAAGGUUUGGAAAUAGGCUAGCACGUGGUCUAUUGAGCAUGUCAUGGAAAUUAUUUGUCUUGCGCGUGUAAAUAUGGAAUGGCUAAAAAUACUAUUUCCUCUUGUGGUGCUGAUCACAGAAAUGUUAAACAUUGCACUUAGCUUGCUGUUAAAGUUAAGAGCUGCUAGCUUAAUUCCAGAAACUAAAUGGCAGCCCCAGCGCUUUGCUUGGGACAUUAAUAUGGUGGGAAUAGUGCAAAUAGGUAUGGCCGUCCUCCAGGGCCACACCUUGAUUACCAUGACUUUAUAAACUCUCUUAGACACAUAAGCAAUGCCGCAUAUUCCUGAAUGCCAUGGUGCCUUUAUGUAAAACAAUGGCACUCCAAAUGCUCCUAACCACCCGCAGACACUUUGUUUCCUGAAUAGGAGCUAUAUUCAUAUGGGCCAACUGCCUCAAACAGUGUGUUUCCUUUCUCAAGUAAACAACAGGAAGAGACUGCCAGCAAAAAAUGGCUUUUGAGACAGCAGUCAACCCAUCCCCAAGAACUGUGUUGGAACGCUCAACUGCCAAGUUUUUUCCUUUGUCAAAGUACAUCAAAUUCACUCACAACUCACUCCAAGUGCAUUAAAUUGGAAUUGUGUGAUAGAGGCAAAAUGCGACUUUCUUUUGGUCUUGGAAACACAAACUUGUAAAUUGGAUGUCAAUAUUUCCAGGUUAAUCUCAAUGGGAAGAAAUGUCAGUUUUGACCAGGAAAGAUGAUCAAUCAAAAAGCCAUGUGUGCCAAUUAAGUGAGCGGUAAGUAGUAAUGCCAGAUAGCUUUGAAAAGAACAGAAACAUUAAAACAAGGUUUUACAAAAUCGGAUGGAGUAAAUCCACUUGAAUAUAAUACAAACCCCACUGAAGAUGAACAAAGGGAUACAUACACAACAUAUGAUGAAUGCAUUAAAUAAAAAAUAACUAAAUUAAAGCACAAAUGAGAUUACAGCAUUGCUGUCAUAAUAAAUGACACCAGAUAUCUAUGAUUAUUACUGUGGGCAUAUUCGCCAUAUUAGAACCCAUGGGUUGUGGCAUCUAGGGCAUAAAAUGGGGAGACUGAACAUAUGAGAUUUUAUGGGAAGUGACAGACAAUGAAACCUAAUUACAGGGGUGCUCAGGCUGGGAUUUGGUGGGUUCCCUUGGUGCAGCAGAUGCAGGUAGCCAUGUUAAAAAAAUACAUUUGUUGGUUUAAGAAAAAAAUGUAAAUGGUAGAGUGAAUUAUUUGCUACAGUAUGUAAUGUGUAAUUUAGAAUAUACCAUAAAAAUUAUGACAGUAUCCUUUUCAUUUUAGAGGAACAGCCACCUGAGCUUUUAGGCCUAACUAAGUUGGUUUGUUGUCCCCUUUGCAAGUGUCAAUUAACUGAACUUCUUAAAGUGCUCCUUAGUGAGUAAGGUCAGGAAUCCUGUAGUGCACUAGACUGGGCAUAUUGGGGAAAAAAAAGAAAGACACUUGUUUUGUUUAAAUAUGGAUUGAGUUGGGGACGGAUUCCAAACUUUGGCAAAUAUGGUUUUGGUACAGUUAUUAUCUCAGUAGGUUUUCAGACAUCUUUAUUCCAUCUUUAUAAAUUUUAAAUGGCAAAUAAAGUUAAAAAAUAUUUUGCCGUAUUUUGACUAUUCUUUUGUUCCAGACCAGCUGUGCCAAUUCCCAGCACUGUGUAGGCUGCAUCAGGCAGAAACUUACCAUAUAAUGUAUAGGCAACUUUACUCCUCCAAGUUCUGGAGUGCAUCGGAACUAGUACCCUAUACCCCAAACAUCACACCACUGAUGCAGAUUCAGUUUCCCUCUGCUCCAUCUGCAGGCACAUUAAUAGGGCUGUAAUAUGCCUGUCAGCGUCCACACAAAGCAGAUUUCAGCCACAACAUACACAUUUAUGCUUUUUCUGACCUAAAUCUGCUCCAAUCUAAACUUUAAGUAAAGUCAUAUUAUAUUUCCAAUCCCUCAGAGUACAACAAAACAAAUGAGCAGUGCAUUGAGAAGCUUCUGUAUAAACAAACCCCUUCCCAUCCUCCAGCCUUUUUGGCUUAAUGAUAAUAAACAACUCAUAAUACAGAAGGAUUCAGGCUACACUUGAGGCUACUCAGACUGUUUUAUAAACCUCAUGGUUUUUACAAUUACAAAACAAGAAUACAUUAAAAUUUGUGGAC
This is a messenger RNA of Xenopus tropicalis (tropical clawed frog), 3838 nucleotides long. RefSeq lists its product as uncharacterized. The record is from RefSeq and is a predicted model, not a curated record. The transcript has 5 exons. The coding region runs from base 370 to 1233 and encodes 287 amino acids. NCBI's taxonomy places the organism in Eukaryota, Metazoa, Chordata, Amphibia, Anura, Pipidae.